GCACUACCGGAAGCGCUCGGCGUCGCGCGGGCGCUCGGGGAGCCGAUCCAGGAGUCGCUCUCCCUCGGACAAGAGGGGAAAACGUGAGGACAGACGCUCCAGGAGCAGAGACCGAGAGCGCAGGCGCGAGAGGUCACGCAGCAGGGACAAGAGAAGGUCUCGAUCGCGCGACCGGAAGCGGCAAAGGCGCUCGAGGAGCAGAGAGAGGGAGCGGAGCCGGGAGAGGAGGAGGUCCCGGAGCAGGGAGAGGAGGCGAUCCCGGAGCAGGAGCAGGGGCAGACGGUCCCGAUCCUCCAGCCCCAGCAAGAACAGGAAAACAGAGAACAGAUCAAGAUCUAAAGAAAAGACAGAGGGUGUUGAAGUUUCCAAGGAAAAGAAAAAAGACAAGGAUGACAAGGAAGAAGAGAAGGACAAAGAUGCUACCACCAAUGCUGUGGCCACUGAGAAUUUUGAUCAGAACAAACUAGAAGAAGAAAUGAGAAAGCGAAAAGAAAGAGUGGAGAAAUGGAGGGAAGAACAACGCAAGAAGGCGAUGGAAAACAUAGGAGAGCUGAAAAAGGAAAUUGAAGAGAUGAAACAAGGCAAAAAAUGGAGUUUAGAAGAUGAUGAUGAUGAUGAAGAGGAAACUGCAGAAGGAGAAAAAGAAGGGAAUGAGGUUGAAGAUGAGGAAUUAGAUCCUUUGGAUGCUUAUAUGGAAGAAGUAAAAGAAGAGGUCAAGAAGUUCAAUAUGAGAAGUGUGAAAGGUGGAGGUGGGAGUGAAAAGAAAUCUGGACCAACUGUUACCAAGGUGGUAACCGUGGUGACAACCAAAAAGGCAGCAGUGGAGUCAGAAAAGAAGAAAGGGGAGCUCAUGGAGAAUGACCAAGAUGCAAUGGAGUAUUCCUCAGAAGAGGAGGAGGUUGACCUUCAGACUGCCCUGACUGGCUAUCAGACCAAGCAGAGAAAGUUGCUAGAACCAGUGGAUCAUGGAAAGAUAGAAUAUGAACCUUUCAGGAAAAACUUCUAUGUUGAAGUACCAGAACUAGCCAAAAUGACUCAAGAAGAGGUGAAUGUGUACAGGCUGGAGUUGGAGGGAAUUACAGUCAAGGGAAAAGGCUGCCCCAAACCCAUCAAAACCUGGGUGCAGUGUGGUAUUUCCAUGAAGAUUCUCACUGCCCUCAAAAAACAUGGCUAUGAAAAGCCCACUCCCAUCCAAACCCAGGCUAUCCCAGCAAUUAUGAACGGGAGGGAUCUGAUUGGCAUUGCCAAAACAGGAAGUGGAAAAACCAUCGCGUUCCUCUUGCCCAUGUUCAGACACAUCAUGGAUCAGAGAGCCUUAGAAGAAGGAGAAGGUCCCAUAGCUGUCAUCAUGACACCUACUCGUGAGUUGGCUUUGCAGAUUACCAAGGAGUGCAAGAAAUUCUCAAAGACACUUGGGCUUCGAGUUGUCUGUGUUUAUGGGGGAACAGGAAUCAGUGAACAGAUAGCUGAACUCAAAAGAGGUGCUGAAAUUAUUGUUUGCACACCUGGACGUAUGAUUGACAUGUUAGCAGCUAACAAUGGUCGGGUGACAAACCUGCGCAGAGUCACGUACGUUGUACUCGAUGAAGCCGACAGAAUGUUUGACAUGGGCUUUGAGCCUCAGGUUAUGCGCAUUGUAGACAACGUCAGGCCUGACCGUCAGACUGUCAUGUUCUCUGCUACUUUUCCCAGAGCUAUGGAGGCCCUGGCUCGGAGGAUCCUCAGUAAACCUAUAGAGGUGCAGGUUGGAGGCAGAAGUGUUGUCUGUUCUGACGUGGAGCAGCACGUUAUUGUCAUUGAAGAGGAGAACAAGUUUCUCAAGUUACUGGAGCUACUGGGACACUAUCAGGAGAAAGGAUCUGUCAUCAUAUUUGUAGAUAAACAGGAACAUGCUGAUGGGUUGUUGAAGGAUUUGAUGAGAGCCUCUUAUCCUUGUUUGUCUCUGCACGGAGGUAUUGAUCAGUAUGACAGGGACAGCAUAAUUAAUGAUUUCAAGAAUGGAACCUGCAAACUUCUGGUGGCCACAUCUGUAGCAGCAAGGGGCCUGGAUGUCAAACAGCUGAUGCUGGUGGUCAAUUACAGCUGCCCCAACCACUAUGAGGAUUAUGUGCACCGAGCAGGCCGAACCGGACGAGCUGGCAAUAAAGGGUAUGCAUAUACCUUCAUUACUGAGGAUCAGGCACGGUAUGCUGGUGAUAUCAUUAAGGCUUUGGAAUUGUCUGGGAAUCCAAUCCCUACUGAUUUGGAGAAGCUCUGGGCUGACUUCAAAGACCAGCAGAAGGCUGAGGGAAAGCUGAUUAAAAAGAGCAGUGGAUUCUCUGGCAAAGGUUUUAAAUUUGAUGAAACAGAACAGGCUUUGGCUAAUGAAAGAAAGAAGCUACAAAAAGCAGCUCUUGGCUUGCAAGAUUCAGAUGAUGAAGAUACAGCUGUUGAUAUCGAUGAACAAAUCGAAAGCAUGUUCAAUUCAAAGAAAAGAGUAAAAGACAUGGCAGCACCAGGAACAUCAAAUGCUCCUACACCAUCAGCUGGGAAUGCAGAGAAAUUGGAAAUUGCUAAAAGAUUGGCUCUGAGAAUCAAUGCCCAGAAGAAUCUUGGAGCGGAGGCACAAGUGAUGGUUCCCUUCCAUUUCAAGGAUGUGAUGCAGCAGGCUACAAAUGCUAUCCUGAGAGGAGGCACAAUUCAGGCUCCUACUGUGUCUGCCAAGACCAUUGCAGAGCAACUGGCUGAAAAAAUCAAUGCCAAGCUCAAUUACGUACCCAUAGAGAAGCAGGAGGAAGAGAAACAGGAUGGAGGACAAAAUGAAUCCUUCAAGAGAUACGAAGAAGAACUAGAGAUCAAUGACUUCCCACAGACUGCCAGAUGGAAAGUUACCUCCAAAGAAGCACUGCAGAGAAUCAGUGAAUAUUCUGAGGCUGCUAUUACAAUCAGAGGAACUUACUUCCCUCCAGGCAAAGAACCCAAGGAAGGAGAGCGGAAGAUUUAUUUGGCUAUAGAAAGUGCCAAUGAACUGGCUGUACAGAAAGCAAAGGCAGAAAUCACACGACUUAUUAAAGAGGAGCUCAUCAGAUUGCAAAAUUCUUACCAACCAACCAACAAAGGAAGAUACAAAGUUCUAUGAGUGUCUGGAGCUGUGUCUGCCAGCAGCUGGUGCGUGAAACGUUGUGGCUUCUAUUGUUUUUGCUGUUUACAUUUGCUUGUUGUAAAUUAAGAGGUUUUUUUAUUUUGUCUUGCGGACAUUUUUUAACAGAAAAUUGAUACCUGCUGAAACAUCUUAAUUCUCUCCACUAAAGUUAUCAGUCUUAAAGCAGCCCAGUUUUGGCGGAGCAUGAGUUAAUUUAAAAGUGCAGUUUAUAUCCUUUUCAUCAUAAAGAAUAUAAAAUAAACAGAUUUUAAUUUUUU
Acanthisitta chloris (rifleman) is the source of this 3399-nucleotide messenger RNA. RefSeq names its product DEAD (Asp-Glu-Ala-Asp) box polypeptide 46 (gene DDX46). The annotation marks the transcript as partial. NCBI's taxonomy places the organism in Eukaryota, Metazoa, Chordata, Aves, Passeriformes, Acanthisittidae. The transcript has 22 exons. The record is from RefSeq and is a predicted model, not a curated record. Gene Ontology annotation, molecular function: ATP binding; RNA helicase activity; RNA binding.